AGCUGGUUCACUGUCUCUAGGACUUCACUUCUCUCUCUCUCUCUCAAUCUCUCUAAGAUGAUUUGCAUGAUUAAACAAUGAUUAGCUGGAAAAAGCCUUUUGAUUACUGUUUCUCUUUCUUGGGUUUUGUCUGCUUUCCUUAAAGCUCACCAAUUUCUAAAGUAUUACACAAAAGUGUAUUGAAAGUCUGCUGUUCUUUUGAUGGGUUAAAAGAGAGCGAGCAAACCCUGGCUGCUACAGAAGCUCUUAGUUCUGCCAAGUAUUUUGCCCCAGUAGCCCUGGUCGUGGUUCCUCUAACACGAAACCUGAAGCACUUCUUGAGCAAUACAUCUGCUCAGGUCCUUUCUUGAUUUCAAUAUUCAACAAUGAAGCGGUUCAGUUCCUCAGAUUCAUUUGCUGCUUUAGUCUCCAUCUCUUCUUCCAAAGAGGAGAAGACUCAAAAAUCAACACAAGAAUACACUAGAGAGUUUCAAGCAAUGUUAGAUAGCCUAGAGGAAGAAGGCCACUCUGAGGAAGCUAUUCAUGCUACUGAGAAGAAAAGAAGGUUAACCCUGGAGCAAGUUAAGGCCUUGGAGAAGAGUUUCGAGGUGGAAAACAAGCUUGAGCCAGAGAAAAAGCUGAAAUUAGCAGAAGAAUUAGGCCUCCAACAACGACAGGUAGCGAUUUGGUUCCAAAACCGCCGUGCACGUUGGAAGACUAAGCAACUAGAGAGAGAAUAUGUGGCCCUCAAGGCCAAUUAUGAAGCUUUAAAACUUAAUUACGAUAAUCUUGAACGACAAAACGAAUCUCUAACUCUGCAGAUAAAGGAAUUGAAGGCAAAGCUCAGGGAAGAAAAUGCAGAGAGCAGUCACUCUGUCAAAGAAGAGACCCCUGUUUCAGAGUCAGAGAACAACGUUUCAGUGCAUAGUCAGAGCCAUGAAUUCAGUGACAAUAACAAUUCCAGCCCAACAAUUAAAGACCAGAGCGAUUGUUUACCUUCACAUGCAUUGAUGAAUUGGAUUCAGUUAACUGAAUCAAGAACCAUUUUGGGUAAUGGGUUUCAAGUAUAUCAGCCCCAUGUUGUGAAAAUAGAAGAGCAAAAUCUGUUCAAUACAGAGGAAUCCUGCAAUUUCUUUUCAGUUGAUCAAGCUCCCACCCUGUACUGGCACUUUCCUGAGCAGUAAAAACUAGUUUAGGACUCAGAAAGCAAUAAAUUGGUGGAUUGGGACUUCAUUCUUGCUCUGGCAUUGCAGCAGAUGGGGAGAACUGUGAAGUUUACACAAUUUGCCUCUGCGUAAAUAAGAUAAUGUUCAUUAAGUCACUUUCUGUCAAGUAACAAUUCUAUAUUAAUCAGUGUUCUUUACUGUUUAUUUGAAUAUAAAGAAGCUUGUACUUUUUCUUGUAA
Manihot esculenta (cassava) is the source of this 1384-nucleotide messenger RNA. RefSeq names its product homeobox-leucine zipper protein ATHB-6. The transcript is spliced from 3 exons. The coding region runs from base 366 to 1163 and encodes 265 amino acids. Gene Ontology annotation, cellular component: nucleus. Gene Ontology annotation, biological process: positive regulation of DNA-templated transcription. Gene Ontology annotation, molecular function: DNA-binding transcription factor activity, RNA polymerase II-specific; sequence-specific DNA binding. The record is from RefSeq and is a predicted model, not a curated record. NCBI's taxonomy places the organism in Eukaryota, Viridiplantae, Streptophyta, Magnoliopsida, Malpighiales, Euphorbiaceae.